Messenger RNA from Hirsutella rhossiliensis, 876 nucleotides. RefSeq names its product centromere DNA-binding protein complex CBF3 subunit. The record is from RefSeq and is a predicted model, not a curated record. Bases 1 to 876 code for a protein of 291 amino acids. Lineage: Eukaryota; Fungi; Ascomycota; Sordariomycetes; Hypocreales; Ophiocordycipitaceae. The transcript is spliced from 8 exons. Gene Ontology annotation, molecular function: DNA binding.
AUGUCGAACGCGAUAGAGGAUCCCCGGGUCAGGGCGGCCAUUGAGCACUACCUGUUAGAUCUGGAGAACACCCAGCCGAAGAAUACGAAGCGAAAUUAUCGUCCCAAGCAGGAAGAAUGGAAGGAGUGGUGUCAAGCCAACUGGCCUGCGAUCCCGGACGUUUGGCCGGCCUCGGUACCACAGGGCCAACAGCUACCCGGAGACCUGGUCGAUGAAGGAAAGCUCUUGCUCUUCAUGAAGGAGACGCAGAGCACCAUCAGAUACCAUCGUUAUGCCCGACCACACCAACGUGGCAUGGUCCGAGAGAGAGAGAUCGCCUGCGCCCUGAGGACGCAGGUGGACUUUCUGCUCGGGAACCACAUGCUGCUGCGGUCCGGCAACCGCCUGCCGAUGGAGUUGGCAGACUGCUUUCCCUGGACUUACCCAACGAGGCUUCAAGGCCCAGGGUAUACCACAAAGGCGCUGGUUGUCGUGAUGAACUGUGGGAAGACCAACCAGCACGGCCGCAUGGAAAAGGCGGAAAGGUUUCCCGUCUUCCAAAGAAGCGAAGACUGGUAUGAAACGAAGGUGCUCCGCCGAUCGGCGAAGGAGCCUCAAGCUCCGUUGUCGGGCCAGACUGCCCGAGAAUGGACGUCCAGGUUCUACAAGAAGGCCGGCAUCAAGGUCUCCAAGGUCAGCCACGCGCCUAGAGUGGCGGCGACGCAAAACGCCGACAUGGCCGGGGUGGAUGAAGGCCAGAUCCGCCGAGCCGGUCGUUGGAAUAACGGAGACCAAAUGACCGGCUGCUAUCUGACUUCCUGCCUUUCAAUUCGCGAGGCCGUGGCCGACUUUGACCCUGAAUGGUCGGGGUCUUAUUUCGUGCCCGGGCCACCGUGA